AUGGCAGUGAGCGGUGCAGUGUCCCGAGUACUCACGCCGCCCAGACCCUACCCCACACACACGGGCAGAGAUGUGGGUCAUAGUGGACAGUUUCCAGCCCAGCAACAAAUACAAAACAACAACAACAACAACAACCCACCAGGAAAACCUAAAGAGGAAGACCGUUCUUGUGACAGAGACGGAAGGGGUGUGACCAGGGACUCAGGAGGGAGUGUAGAAGAUACGGGGGAAAGGUCAGGACUGGGGGUCAAGCUUCGAGGUUCUGAGAACGGAGAAGUGUGGGGAGGUGGGGGCAAUGGGGGAGGUGGGGGCAAUGGGAGAGGUGGGCACAUUGGGGGAGAGGUUGGCAGGGACAUUCGCGAUGAGAAACGAGCACAAGUGACAGGCGGUGACGUCACCAGACGUAAUGGAGAGGACGUCUGGCGAGACAGACGUGAGACCCUGCAAGCACUGACCGUUGUGACGUCACAUGGCGGGGCGGGCGGCAGGAGGGUGUCUUUUGAUGAUGAAGUGGGCGGUAGGAGGGUGUCUGGUGGGGCGGGCGGCAGGAGGGUGUCUUUUGAUGAUGAAGUGGGCGGUAGGAGGGUGUCAUUUGAUGAAGAAGCAGGCGGCAGGAGGGUGUCUGGGCAGAGUGCUACAGGCGGGUUUGGGUCUCAGUCCGGAUCAGGGUCAGGGUCAAGGUCAGGUGCAAAGUCAGGGUCAGGGUCAAAGUCAGGACUAAAGUCAGGAUCAAGUCUUGGGUCAAAGUCAGGGUCAGGGUCAGGGUCAGAUUCAGGGUCAGGACUAGGUUCAAGGUCGGGGUCAGGGUCAGGACUACCGUCCCCAAAACGUGUGGAGUUCCAGCUGGGCGGGGACGCGGACAGCGAUACUGAUGACGUCACGGAACAGACUGGCAGGAGGUCGAGUCUGACAGAUGUGACGUCACGUCAGCAAAUGUGGCCACAGGUUGAACAACAGUUCGCCGAGAAGACGACGACCAAGUUUUCACCUCGCAGAAGUCUGUCCAGCCCAGCCCCUGACAUCACUCGUGACGCGAGCAUGAUGUCAGUCAACACAAACGGAGGACGUCAGCCCGCUUCGCCCACUGCGAAUCAUCAGCCAAUGACAGGCCAGGGAGUGGCAGGAUCCGCCAAGGCGGCGCGGAGUGAAGGUAGAAAUAAUACAAAGGCUCCGCCCACAACGAAUCAUCAAACAAUGGCAGCUCAAACUAUCCGGAGUGGGCAUGGCGAUGGCAGAAAUAUGCAGGCUCCGCCCACAGCGAAUCAACCAGUGGCAGCUCAGGCUGUCGGGACGAGGCGGGGCGAUGGCAGAAAUAUGCAGGCUCCGCCCACAGCGAAUCAUCAACCAAUGGCAGCUGAGACUAUCGGGAGUGGGCGGGGCGAGGAUGAGGUGGUCAUUCAGCGCCACCUGACGGCGGAGGAGAUAGAGGAGUGCCUGGGAAACGUGGUGCCUUCCCGCCGUCCGACGCAUGACGUCACUGCCGAGCCGCGCUGUGAGUGGACAAUCGUAGCAGACGAGACGCGGGACGACAUGCCAGAUGUUGGCGGGAAAAAUCGCAGGUUCUGGAGAAAUCAGGCGGAGGGGGAGGAUCCAGUUCGAAUCCCAGGAGGCGGUGGAUGGGGAAGGACUGCAACACGGGCAGGAGGCGAGAACAACAUGGGGUGA
Messenger RNA from Aplysia californica (California sea hare), 1665 nucleotides. Its product is annotated as hornerin. Lineage: Eukaryota; Metazoa; Mollusca; Gastropoda; Aplysiida; Aplysiidae. The coding region runs from base 1 to 1665 and encodes 554 amino acids. The record is from RefSeq and is a predicted model, not a curated record. The transcript has 5 exons.